This is a messenger RNA of Fusarium coffeatum, 1227 nucleotides long. RefSeq lists its product as uncharacterized. Gene Ontology annotation, cellular component: cytoplasm; mitochondrial intermembrane space. Gene Ontology annotation, molecular function: coproporphyrinogen oxidase activity. The coding region runs from base 1 to 1227 and encodes 408 amino acids. The record is from RefSeq and is a predicted model, not a curated record. The transcript has 2 exons. Lineage: Eukaryota; Fungi; Ascomycota; Sordariomycetes; Hypocreales; Nectriaceae.
AUGGCUGCCAGACGGCCUGCCCAGCGCUUUGCUGCGCAACUUGCUUCUCCCUCCGCACGCUUUUUAAGAACUCAAUUCGCUUCUCCGAGACGCUGGCUGUCUAGUUCUGCCGGCCCCAAAGCUUCUCGAUCAACUUACUCCGGCUCUUCUACGCUGUGGCUCACUGCUGUUGCCCUUGGCGCAGCUGCCCCCUUAGCCUACAAGAUGGCUGAAAUCGAACCCAUCAACGCCGAUCCUUCCACCCUUGCCGACCGCGAUGCCCAGAAGAAGCGCGAGUCGGGCGUCACUGAGGAUUCACCUAUGCGACUACGCAUGGAAAAGUUUAUUCGGGAGCAACAAGCCCAGAUCGUUGCCGAACUCGAGAGAGUUGACGGCAAAAAGUUUCGCAAGGAUGAAUGGGAGCGUCCCAACGGAGGAGGCGGCACCACCUGCGUUCUCCAAGAAGGAAACGUCUUCGAAAAGGCUGGUCUCGGUGUGAGCGUCGUCUACGGCUCGCUUCCUAAGCCUGCCAUUGAGAAGAUGCGAGCCAACCAUAAGACCAUGGACCCUAACAUGGAAUCAAUCGACUUCUUUGCUGCAGGCCUCAGCAUGGUUCUUCACCCUUACAACCCUAUGGCCCCAACGGUGCACCUUAACUACAGAUACUUCGAAACGGCUAACCCCGACGGCACGUCUCAGGCUUGGUGGUUUGGCGGUGGUUGUGAUUUAACACCUUCAUACCUCUUCGAUGAAGACGCGAUACACUUUCACAAGACGAUCAAGGCCGCUUGCGAUGCUCACGAUAAGGAAUACUACCCACGAUUCAAGAAGUGGUGUGACGAGUACUUUUAUAACAAGCACCGGGGCGAGGCCCGUGGUAUUGGCGGCAUCUUCUUCGAUGACCUUGACGAAACGGAGCGCGAUCGCGAGAACACAUUCUCGUUUGUCCAAGAUUGUCUGAAGGCAUUCCUCCCAUCCUACAUCCCCAUUAUCGAAAAGCGAAAGGACAUGCCCUACACUGAGGCAGAGAAAGACUGGCAGCAACUGCGUCGUGGCAAGUACGUCGAGUUCAACCUUGUGCACGAUCGCGGCACAGCAUUUGGUCUUAACACACCCGGCUCAAGAGUCGAAAGCAUUCUCAUGAGUUUGCCGUUGACAGCUGGCUGGAAGUAUAUGCAUGAACCUGAGCCUAAGAGCAGGGAGCAGCGCCUGGUAGAUGUCCUCAGAGACCCCAAGGAGUGGGUUUAA